This is a messenger RNA of Spirodela intermedia, 5408 nucleotides long. The record is from the annotation of a GenBank genome assembly. NCBI's taxonomy places the organism in Eukaryota, Viridiplantae, Streptophyta, Magnoliopsida, Alismatales, Araceae.
AUGGGGUCGAAUUCGGAUGGCUCCGGCGAGGGUGGCGGCCGUGUGCGGGGUUUGGUCCUGAAAGCCCUGGUACUCAUAGGCGGGGCGCUUCUCCUGAAAAGGCUGACCAAGGCCACCACCAGAUGGGAUCAUGCGCGUAUCGUUGCAGAGUCUCUCUCUGGCGAGAAGGUGAAUACUCUCCGUCAGAACCUACCUUUUUAAUUUAUCUUUUGUGCUCCGGAUAGUAACCGGAUCUCAUUACGUUUAUAAUAAUUUUCUUUUCAAGUAUUCUCGCGACCAGGCCACCAGAGAUCCUGAAAAUUACUUCAAUCUAAGGUUGUUAUCUUUCUCUUUUUUCUUUGUUCAAUUUUUUGGUUAUCUUAUUGCGCUUUCCUUCGGUCGUCAUUUCAAAGUAUGCGAAAUGUAGAGCGAAGGCACUAUGUGGCUCAUAGAGUGUGUUCUGGAAGAAAGAUACCAUGAUGUGCCUAUGUUUUUUUCUUCUUCUCGUCUAUCAAUAUCUCAUAAUUGUUCCAACAGUUACCAACUUCUUAAAAUGUUUAAAAUCAGCACUUUUAUGAUCAUGUUAGUUUUCUUGUAGAAAAAGGUGUUCCAAUAAUGCAGUCCGUCACUGCACUUAUUGACGUAGUGGAAGCCAAGGAAAUCGUACAUUGAAUCCAAAAGAAUUGAUAGAGUUAAUCCUUGAGUUCACAAGGAUUGAAUAAUGAGACCAUUUGAUCCAGUAAGGAGUCGUUAGUACUGUCGAGGCCCUCAUUCUCUUCUUCCGAAUCAGGCCGACACAACGGAAUGGGGAUUGAAUCCAUUAGGGUUGAUAGAGUUGAUCCUUAAAUCUACAAGGAGUUGCUUGAAUCCAGAAGCGAAGGGUGGGGAAAAUAGUUUUUCUGGGUUGAAAAAAAAACCAUCUUGAUUUAAGUGCGCGGCUCCCUAAAAAGGCCAAAAGUAGUUGUAAAUUCCCUAAACAAUAAGAUCCGAUAUCAAACUCUAUAAUAGUUAAGACUUCCUAGAUAACAGCGAACAUUUAUUUGCCAUAAGAAAAGAAAGCACAUUUGGGCCCUAUGGGCCAACCUAAACAACACUAUUGAAUUCUUCCUCUUUUUACACGUACCAGCCUUCUGGACUACACCUUUUAGAGCGAUCUGUUUCCUGCAGAUCUAUUCUACAUCACUGACAUACGGCACCUAUGCUAUAAAGACUUGAUUUCUUUUUCCUUGCACUAUAUUGAGUACAAAUUUGAAAUAGUUGAUAGUAUUCUAACACAUUGCUGUUCACUUAAUUUACUGUAUUUAAUACUUCUUUAAUAAAUUUUAGACUAAUUGAAAAAGACAAUGAAAAACUGUAAACUACUUCUUAUGGUAGACCGUACAUGAGCAGAUCAAAUUGUGAAUCAGCGAAUUCAUGUGGUAAUUAAUUAAUUUUCUAGGAGGCUGUAAUUUUUCCCUUUCCUUUGGAUUUAAAUGGCCGAUUUGGCUUUUUACGUUGAUGUUGGAUUAUCCACAGCUGGUUCCAAUCCAAAUCAACCCAAUAACAUUAGAAUCAGAUGGCUUUUUUUCGCCAUUAUAUUUGAUAGAUGAGUGAUGAUGUAGUAUGAUUAUGUAUGGAGAUUGCAGACAAUUGAUUUCUUCAUAAGAUGACAAUGAUGCUAAUUAGAUCCCAAUUUGACUGUUCUAAAAGGAUCAAAGCUUACUAUGAAUGGGAUGGAUGUACAAUAGAAAGUAGGAUAUCAUAUGAUUUGCCUUGAAUAACUUAAGUACUCACAUACCUUCUGUAGAAAAAAGGCAAGAAAAAUUUUUACUAGAUGAAAUUCAUAUUUACGCAAUGUCUAUCGGUUUAUUGUAUCCAUAUUAUCAUUUCAAACGCUGUCACUAUAGUCGCCAUGUUCGCUGUCAAGUUUGAUGAGUUUUCUCUUCUGGUUUUAUUUUCUCCUUAGUUUCUAGAUGCAUGAUGAAAUCCUUUGUUCUUUCUCUCCUGCCUUGUAUGUCCUAGAAACAAAGUUAACUGAUAUAUGUUUGUUUUCUAUUUUUUAUUUAAUUUAUAAAUGAUAAGCUUUAUCUUCUUGCGUCUCUUUUCUGAGAAAUGAUUUAAGAAAAUAUUAUCCUUAUCUAUGCAGAAUGCUUACAUGCCCUGUGACAGAGAUGGUAGAUGGUUCAAGAGUUCUGUAUAAUGAACAGGUUAGGUUGAUUUUGUAGUUUCGCAAUGUACAUUCGUGCUUCAAUUUGCUUUUUAAUAAAUUAUUUUUUUCCUUUGUUACAGGCAUUUUGGAGAACCCCUCAAAAACCUUUUCGUCAAGUAUGAUGACUUCUUAGCUUUUUGGAAAUAUUCGAUAUACCUUCUUGGAAAUAUUAAGCUUAUGAAAAUUCUUUCAGUUGUUUCUAUGCUUAUGACGAAAAGUGACGGGCGGACACAUCUUUGUUGCCUAAACCAUGAUUACGUCUGAGGCUGUCAAUGGAGUAGACGAUGACCAAUGAACUCGUCACGGUCACCUUAAAACGAAGUCAGUGUUGCGAUAGUAUUUGAUAUCAUUUUCCUGACGAUAGUAUUUAUGGUUGAAAAUACUAGAAGUCUCAGGCACUUAGAACAAUGUGAACUUGAAAAUGUUCGUGUGAAAAAAAGGCUAUCCUCACCGCCCCCACUUAGAAGAAGAAAAAAAACAAAAGAAAGAAGAAGAAGAAGAAGAAGAAGAAGAAGAAAGAAGUACAUUUAGCUGGUGAAAUCGUCAAGUGUUGAAACUAAAAAUCUGCUUUAGAUUAUGGCGAUAAAAUGAAAUGCAACAAUCUGUGUUUGAAAUUUGAGUUAUAUCAGUACGUCUCAUCAUUUUAGUUUCCAGACGAAUCCUGAUAGCUUUCCUGUUUGCAGAGGUUUUACAUGGUUAAGCCUUGUCCGAAGGAAAUGAAAUGCGACGUUGAGGUAAGAUUUUAAUUAUUUAUUGCAUUAGAAAAAAGAAUUUAGGCAUCAUUUUUUAUUUUCACUUUGAGAAUUCGUAGCUUGUAAGACAUUCCAAACCUCUCUCCAAGCCAAGUCAAACAGGCAUCUAGUAUGUUCACCUGAGUAAUACCAUGCUCUUCUCUCUGGCAGAGAUUAGUUUGAUGUUUCCUGCCGGUGCUCAUCAUCUGUGUAUAAGUUUGGAAAUCCUAGUUACACAUUCUCAAUUCUGCACCAGAAAAUUUGGUCCUCGAGUUUCAAUCACUCUAUCUCAAAGAGAGUAUAUUUCUUCCGCUUUGGCUGGAGACAUUUGAAAAGAAUAAUUUGAGUAACUGCAUUUUACCCAGAGAAGAUCAAUUGACAUAUAGGCACUCCCAUUCCAGUAUAACUUUAAGAUAGCCGACUUACCGCAAACAUGUCCUUCAUAUAUGCCCUAUAAAUACUUCUCAAUAAUUAAGACUACUAGAUCGCAUGAUUUUUUCCUAUCAGCUGCAUCAUCUUGCCGUAAAAAAUUUUAAUUUGUGGUGAAUCGACAGUUGAAUACGUAUGCAAUAAGAGACGCAGAGGAAUACAAAAACUUCUGUGAUCGCUCAAAGGAUCAGCGACCACAAGAGGAAGAAGUUAUCGCUGUAUGUUUUUAUUGCUUGCAAAGUUUCUUUUAAUUGCUACCUAUGCAGCACAUUUUCAUGAUGCACUUGGGCCAAGCCGUCUGUUAUGUGGAUAUAGUUCCUUGUGUGAUGAAAAGCUCUUGAACUGUAGUCAGAUAUUAGCUUUAAGAUAUCCACAUGACAACUGUUCAUGUCUGGACCGAUUGAUCCUUUUAUUAGAUAAUCACAACAAGAUCCAAAUAUUGAAAUCAAUAUAGAUAUCCUGUUGAUUGAUCCGUUAAUUAGAUAAUCAAACAAGAUCCAAAUAUUGAAAUCGGUAUAAUAUCCUGCCUGUUUCGUAAGUGCUAGUUUUCAAUCGUUUCCCGCACUGAUGCACUCAUCAAGAGGAUGAUUUUUGAAACCCCCUGCAUACUGUCCCGAAACUGGUAAAGGAUCAUAUUCAGGAAGGUUAAGGCAUUGCAAUAUUCCAUCGCAUUGCUGGGUUGUUUAUCAGGCUGUGCAUGGAAGCUACGGAUGUCCAUGAAUAUUAUGAACUGCCGUGUAAUCCUGUCAUAGGGUUAGUUCUACUAUUAGGUACAGAUCAUUUGUUGUAGUCUUGGGAGUGGACUUCCGGGGCAUGCAUAGCAUUCAUGUAGAAUCCCUUUACGAGAAAGUCUUCAAAGUUUGGUAUCUCGCUGUAAUUUAGUCUGGCAUAUAUGAAAUUUCUGUCGGAUGUCUGAAUCAAAUACUUUUAUAAGGGAGUUUAUUUGCCUUUGAAUCAUGAGAAAGCCUCUAUAGAUUUUGCAUUGGCUAAUAUUUCACCGUCACCCAAUGUGAUUCAGCUGUGUCUUAACCAUGAUCAAGGGCCCAAUAUACCUUACUUUUUGUCAUUCCCUGCUCACGAGAACAUCAAGAUAAGCAAACUUUGGAAUGUCUUAAAUAGUGAUAUUCCCAGCUUUGAUGUCUAUCUCUUAAAUACCUGACGAUAGCAUACCAUACCUUUUGCUAAAAUAGUGAUAUUCCCAGCUUUGAUGUCUAUCUCUUAAAUACUGAAGAAUAAUAAUUAGCACACUUUUUAGUUGCUAUCUAGAAAUCCUAAUCUCCUCGGCCUCUUAAUUAAUACAAGGGACUUGUAACGUUGCAUAACUGACAUACCCAUUUCGAAAAAGGUGAUAGAUGAGAUGAUUAUAUUUUAUUUGAGGGGAUACUACUUCCAUCAAUAUUAAUGAUUUGAGAGCGAAGUUCAAUCUGCGUUCUGACAAGAUGGAUCCAAGGCUUGAUCUUCUCUGCUUAAUAUUUUCUCCACGCUUGUGCUUCUCCAACGCCCAGAAACUGACCGCUGUGGCUCACUUUUAUGAUAGGAUAUUGCUGAACACUUGACCACUGUUUAUCUCUCGCAAUGUGAACGCGGGAAGCGCUGCUUGUAUGAAGGCUCGGCACCACCUGGCGGGUUCCCCAAUUCAUGGGUACCGUAUUUGCUUACCAUAUUGAGAAUCCAUAGCUGAAUAAUCGAUUUUGGAAACGUGGUUUUUAUAGUCAAUUUCCUGCAUAAAUGAUGUGCAGAAUGGCGCAUCAUAUUGCACUUCGGAGCUCUCCGUUCACAGAAGUGGAGAGAUUCAUACAUGGGACAGAGGCUUCGAUGAAGAAGGAAAUCAAGUGAGAUAUUUGUGGAAAAUAGCUUUUCUAUUCUCGUUAUUACUUUCAACAGGAGUCAUCUAACAUAAAGGAUGUUGAUCAAACUGUGUUUUCAAUCAGAUUUGGGGAGUGAAGGAAGGCCCUUAUGAGUUCAAGCCCGCACCAAAACCCGCAGCUCCAUCUGGCUUUACUGACAUGUUCUCACCAUUAAACCUUGCCCCAGCAGUGACAUUGGACAAGAGGAUGGAAGGGUCGUUUGUAAUGGAGUAG